AUGGACAAGCAUCCGCAUAUGAGAGGUAACUAUGUAGCCAUGGAUAAUGCGCCCAUUAAUACGCAUGAAAACAUAAAGAAGUAUAUUGAGUAUCGAGGUUAUAAGUGUGUGUAUCCUCCUACUUAUUCCCCUGAACUUAAUCCAAUUGAACAAUUUUGGGCAGUGGCAAAGAGUAAAAAUACAAUCGUGACAAACAUCUCUGGUGAGGACGUUACGCGCAAAAGAGUUUUAUGCAAACGUCAACUCUUGGCUGCACAAGGCGAUACGCUUAAUUUGGCCAUCGUUAAUCAGCAGAUACAUGCUGAGCCUACAAUCACAGCUUUAUUCACACCCAUACCCACUGAUUUGAGACCUGAUGAACCUACAAUCAUCGAAUUAGUACUUACUGAAGAUAAAUCAGAAUUUACAUGGCAAACAUCUCUGAAACGAUCAAUUGAAACCUUAGAAGUAGAUUUAAAGCAAAAGAAGCAGGAAGCUCACGCUAUUAAAAAAAAAAUUGAAAUAUUAAAGAAACAGCUGUGA
Rhizopus microsporus ATCC 52813 is the source of this 522-nucleotide messenger RNA. RefSeq lists its product as uncharacterized. The transcript has 2 exons. The record is from RefSeq and is a predicted model, not a curated record. Lineage: Eukaryota; Fungi; Mucoromycota; Mucoromycetes; Mucorales; Rhizopodaceae. The coding region runs from base 1 to 522 and encodes 173 amino acids. Gene Ontology annotation, molecular function: nucleic acid binding.